Messenger RNA from Prunus mume (Japanese apricot), 1326 nucleotides. NCBI's taxonomy places the organism in Eukaryota, Viridiplantae, Streptophyta, Magnoliopsida, Rosales, Rosaceae. The record is from RefSeq and is a predicted model, not a curated record.
CGGGCUUUUGAAGAUGGCCAGGAAGGGUCAUUCUGGCGGGUCAGCCAAUGCUCCUCAUCCUGUGCGGGCAGGAGGCUCUCAGCAUAUGUCAAUGGCUCGGAGCCAGGUGACUAGUGCAACUGUAGCCCUCGCUCAGGGAGCGCAGAAGAGGAGAGCAGAGGAGCCGCUACCCCGGGAGGCGGGGAGGAGACGCUUAGAAGAGGAGCCGAGGAGAGACCUGGGAAAGCGACCCGUAAGCUCGACUACGGCAGAGGUUGAGAAGAGGGCGAGCAGGGACCCUGUUACUAGACACUUGGAGCCGUGGGUGGAUGCGGAGAUGGUGAUUGGCUCGUACCAAGAGGCGGUGAAGCAGAUGCUGAGGGUGGAUGUGGUGGAAGGACUUUUCACCGAGGAGAUGGGGUAUAGUGGCAUGACUUUGUCCGCUCUGGAGGAUCAAAUGAAGGCCACCUUGAAGUUAUUCGUCGCCACCCAGAAUGUUGCUGCUCACCGGGAGUUUGACCGAGGCCAGAGGGAUGAGCAAGCGGUGACUGUGGCCAAGCUGAACAGGACGAUUGGAGAGAAGGCCAAGGUGGAGGAGGAGCUGGGGCUUGUGUGGGGUCGGCUUGAGGCUGAGAUGAAGAAAAAUGCCGAGUUGCUGUCGUUGGUGAAUCUGGUGAAGUCACAGCGGGAGUUGGAUGAGGCAAAGUCACAGCGGGAGUUGGAUGAGGCGAAGCAAAAGAUAGAGGCCCUCUCUUUCAAACUGCAGUCCUGUUAUGACGACGCGGUGAAGGACUAUAUUCAGUCGGCCGAGUAUCAAGAGAAACUCGAUAAUCAAAGGGUUGAAGGAUACUUCGACCUGAUUGAAAAGGUGGGGGAGAAGUAUCCUGCCAUUAAUUGGAGUUUUUUGGACAAUGAGGCUAAAGAGGCCUCUGCUGAGGUUGUGAAGGGUGGUCGUGGGUGUCCCGAGUGCUAAGCCGAUGAUGCCCGAGCCAGCGGUCUGGGAUGUUGGCGUGACGUAGCCUGCUUUAGGUCCGAGCCCGUUGGGUGAGGUGCUGAGCCAAGAUGGUGUAGUAGCCACUGUUGAGGACAUUGGAGAUGUGUAGAUUUUGUGUUUUCUUUGCUUUCCUUUUGUAACCUCUGUAAAAGUACCUUGAAACAAUUUUGGCCGGCCUUUGGUCGGCUCGAUGGAUGUGGUCGUGAUUUUACUUUGACUUUCUUUUAAGAUUUAACUUGUACUUAGUUUACUCUGGGCAAAUUUUUCUUGUCGUGAGCAUGCAUGUGCUUAUUUGUGUGAGCAGAGCCGACCAGAGGCUGCUAAAGGGUAAAUAUGCUAGAAUAAAAUAAAAA